AUGCCGUUUUGCAUGCCUAUUGGAUGUGUUAAGAAGAUUGAUCACCUCGAUCGCCGACGACAAAACAUAACUGCGGUACCUCCCAACAUUCAUAAGUAUAAACACUUAGAGGAACUCCUGUUGUCUACAAAUCAAAUCGAAGAGAUCCCGAAGAAUUUAUUUCGUUUAACGAAACUUCGAUAUCUCGAUUUGAGCGACAAUGACAUCAAAGCCAUCCCCUCAGAUAUCUCCCAUUUGCAAAAUUUAUUGGAACUUCGUCUCCGCAAUAACGCUAUCUCUGUUAUUCCCGAUGAAUUGGAACAAUGCAGAUCUUUGAUGGUUCUUGAUUUGAGUUUCAAUAUCAUUGCACGACUACCAGAGGCAAUUUGUCAGUGCACUUCUCUAACUUAUCUUGGUCUGAAUGAUAUAACUCUCACUCAGCUACCUGCCACAAUUGGCAAUCUUGCAAACCUUCGAUCUCUUGAGGUCCGAGAAAACCAGAUAAAAGCAAUCACUCCUUCUAUAACACACCUCUCAAAAUUACAAGUCUUAGACUUGGGUGACAAUGAGUUUGAGAAGAUGCCCGCUGAUAUUGGUUGUAUGGAGUCUCUGAGAGAACUGUACAUUGAUAAAAAUUCAGUAAAAGUAUUUCCUGAUCAAAUAACCAGCUGUAAGAGUUUGGAAGAACUAGAUGCUAGUGAUAACAGGAUAGGAUCCUUACCAGACGAUUUUGGUGACUUGAAUAAGCUCACUGAUCUUAACUUGUCCAAGAACAUCAUCGAUUCACUACCAGACUCUAUUGGCCAGUUAAAAAAUCUAACAUUUUUGAAGUUAGAAAAAAAUGCUAUAACAUCUUUAUGUGACUCCAUCGGAGAUUGUGUCAACUUGAAAGAGCUCUAUUUAUCCGAUAAUUUAUUGACUGAGUUGCCAAGCACGAUCGGACAAUUGCAACAUCUUAGCUUGCUCAGCAUUGAUAAAAAUGAAAUCACUCAUCUCCCCGCAGAGAUAGGAAACUGUAGUUCAUUAACUAUAUUUUCCAUGCGUGAAAACAAGUUGAGUGAAAUCCCUAUCGAGAUUGGUAAAUGCUCUGAACUUGUUGUUAUGGAUCUAAAAGCUCUCUGGAUAUCAGAAGUACAGACGCAGGGAAAAGUAAAGAUGCAAGUUACUAGACAUCCAGUUGAUGGAAGUAAAGUUCUCACAUGUUACUUGUUACCUCAGCAAGGUGUGCACAUAGAAGAAACCAACUCCACUACCGAAGACGAUAUAUCUGCUGUUGCUCCUAGAGUUCGGUUCCCUGAUCAAGAUACAACUAUUGAUGAGGACAAGUUGCCUAUUGGAAACUUCACCAGACAUGAUACUCCCAAACCAAAGUCACAGAGGGACAGACUCAAAAACAGUCUUGCAAAUCAGCCACAACCACAACAAGUUGCCGUGGAAGUUUUGAACAAAACAGAAGAUGUAACACUAGUCGAGUCCAACAGCAGAAGUGAGGAGAUUCCCAGAGAAGAAAUCCCUGAAGCUGUUGUGGAAAAAGUAGUUGGGAACGUUGAAGACGUAGAAAGUUCACCAUCAGAAUCAGUAAGAAUCGACUUGAAGAACACAGAUAACUUGUCCAUUGCAGGAACUAACUUCAGUGGAAACGGAGAAAGAAAAGGAACAAUACAUAGAUAUAUCUAUGGUAUCUGA
Molecule: messenger RNA, 1665 nt
Organism: Auanema sp. JU1783
Lineage: Eukaryota; Metazoa; Nematoda; Chromadorea; Rhabditida; Rhabditidae
Source: the annotation of a GenBank genome assembly